Molecule: messenger RNA, 1074 nt
Organism: Cynocephalus volans (Philippine flying lemur)
Lineage: Eukaryota; Metazoa; Chordata; Mammalia; Dermoptera; Cynocephalidae
Gene: HTR5A
Product: 5-hydroxytryptamine receptor 5A
Exons: 2
Coding region: 1-1074 (357 amino acids)
Biological process (GO): chemical synaptic transmission; adenylate cyclase-inhibiting serotonin receptor signaling pathway; G protein-coupled receptor signaling pathway, coupled to cyclic nucleotide second messenger
Cellular component (GO): dendrite; plasma membrane
Molecular function (GO): serotonin binding; G protein-coupled serotonin receptor activity; neurotransmitter receptor activity
Source: RefSeq, a predicted model, not a curated record
AUGGAUUUGCCUGUGAACUUAACCUCCCUUCCCCUCUCCACUCCCUCUCCUCUGGAGACCAACCGCAGCCUCGGUGCAGAAGAGCCGCUCCCCAGCCCACCUCUGCUCUCCGUCUUUGGCGUGCUUGUUCUGACCUUGCUGGGCUUGCUGGUGGUGGCGACGUUCACCUGGAACCUGCUGGUGCUGGCGACGAUCCUCCGUGUACGCACCUUCCAUCGCGUGCCACACAACCUGGUAGCAUCCAUGGCCGUCUCAGACGUGCUGGUGGCCACGCUGGUCAUGCCACUGAGCCUGGUGCACGAGCUGUCCGGGCGCCGCUGGCAACUGGGCCGGUGGCUAUGCCAGCUGUGGAUCGCGUGUGACGUCCUCUGCUGCACGGCCAGCAUCUGGAACGUGACGGCCAUAGCUCUGGACCGCUACUGGUCCAUCACCCGCCACCUGGAAUACACGCUCCGUGCCCGCAAGCUCAUCUCCAACAUUAUGAUUGCGCUCACCUGGGCGCUGUCCGCUGUCAUCUCUUUGGCCCCCCUGCUUUUUGGCUGGGGAGAGACGUAUUCGGAGGGCAGCGAGGCGUGCCAGGUCAGCCGCGAGCCCUCCUACGCCGUGUUCUCCACCGUGGGCGCUUUCUAUCUGCCACUCUGCGUGGUGCUCUUCGUGUACUGGAAGAUUUACAAGGCCGCCAAGUUCCGCGUGGGCUCCAGGAAGACCAACAGCGUCUCACCGGUCUUGGAAGCUGUGGAGGUGAAGGACUCUGCUCAGCAGCCCCAGAUGGUGUUCGCUGCCCGCCACGCCACUGUCACCUUCCAGACAGAAGGGGACACAUGGAGGGAACAGAAGGAGCAGCGAGCUGCCCUCAUGGUGGGCAUCCUCAUCGGGGUGUUUGUCCUCUGCUGGAUCCCCUUCUUCCUCACGGAGCUCAUCAGCCCCCUGUGCUCCUGUGACGUCCCUGCCAUCUGGAAGAGCAUCUUCCUUUGGCUCGGCUACUCCAACUCCUUUUUUAACCCCCUGAUCUAUACGGCUUUCAACAAGAACUACAGCAGCGCCUUCAAGAACUUCUUUUCCAGGCAGCACUGA